AACCCGAUUACUUCACGUAUAAUUUCUAUUUGGAUGGAUUAGUCUCCCUUUCUACACUUGGAAAGCUUGCUCGGAAAAACACACCGAUAAAACAAAAUUCUAAUAAUACUUUUUAUGUUGAUCAGGUUAUUUGUACAGCAUUUUAAAGGCGCUGCCAACGAAAUUAGUUUUUAGUAUUUAGCCCUUCGGCUAGUUUCGGUUCAAUAUGUAGGACUACGUACACAGCACAGGUCCAAAGUUCACGACAGUGAGUGAGUGGAUAAGAUGGCGACAGCGAGGAAAACAGUUGAAUUGUUCUAUGAUGUUGUUUCGCCUUAUUCGUGGAUGGCAUUUGAGGUUUUAUGUCGUUAUCGACCUCACUGGAAUAUGAAUUUACAACUAAAACCAUUCUUUUUAGGUGGUGUUAUGCAAGCAUCAGACAAUAAACCCCCAGCCUUCGUCCGUUUCAAGGCUAUAUACUUGCCUAAAGACGUAGAAAGAUUAGGCGAAUAUUUUCAAGUGCCAGUUUCAAUGCCGGCGAAUCCUUUUGAUGUUAUGUUCAAUAAAGGCUCCUUAAAAGCGCAACGAUUCCUGACAGCUGUAGAUAUGGAGAACCCAGAACAAACAGAAAAAGUUUCACGCGAACUUUGGCGCCGGAUUUGGAGUAAGGACCAGGAUAUAACAGAGCCGGAAAGUUUUAAACAAGCUGGUAAGGCAGCGGGAUUAAGUGACAGUGAAAUUGCUGAGGCCCUGGCUAAAAUGACAACCCAGCCCAUCAAAGACAGAUUAAAAUCUCAUACAGAAAGAGCAAUAAAACUAUAUGCAUUUGGUGCACCUUUUAUUGUCGCCCACGUCAACGGUAAAGAAGAAGUCGUAUUUGGAUCAGAUCGAUUUCCAAUCUUGGCGCGUAUUCUAGGUGAAGAAUGGUUGGGACCAGUACCUUCAAAUUCUAAACUAUAGAAACAGAGUUUUACUUUUUUUGGUAGAACUGGCAAUCAACACAACAAAACGGCUGAACAGAUGAUUUAUCUCUACUGUCCUUAGAGGGAAAAUGGCAUCAUAGUUCCUCAACAACUUACACACAUGUGACAGAAUAAUUUAAAAUUAUAAUUACGUUACGCCUUGGUUCCUUGUGAAUUUGUUUAUAAAAGAUAAAAACUAAACAUUUGUUCCUGAUAUAGUUAAAGAUGCAUUAUGUAAAGCUUUUUAAAAGAUAAAUAUCGGACCGUUCUAGCUAUACUGGUUCAAAAGUAGAUAAUGAAAAAUUAAACAUACAUUAUGCAAGAGCUAAAUCUGCCUAUUGCAGGUCUUUCUUUACUUGAUUAGGAUCCGAUCUGCUGCUUAACCCCAUUCAUGAUUAAAUCAAGAAAUGGAUAUUCGAGACUAUGUAUUUAUCGUACAGACUUUAGUAAUGAUGAUCGAGGCUAGAUCCAAAAUUCAAUGGCUACAUUCUUAGUUCAGAGUGGACCAAUUUGACUGACAUUUUCAGCAAAUUCCCUUUACAUUAUCUAGUUUUUAACUAUUAUAGUGAGAACUGCCAGCUCUUUAUCUAAUCUCCCAUAAUGUAUCUUUAAUAUAUUGAUAAUUUCAGUCAAAUUACUUUAAUCUGAUCGAAGUUAUGACAAGAUGUAGCGUAAAUAUUCGUGAUUGUCAAGUACUAUUGCUACACUAAUAAACGAAGUUGCGAUUAUCCAUUUUAACGUUAAAUUAUUGAAUAGCGUGGUUCAAUAUUUGGGUCAUCCAGUUGAAUAUGGACUUGUCUUGUGAAUAAAUGUCUAAAUAUAAAAUAAUAAUUUAUAUAACAUUAGAAGUCAGAAAAAAAGACCUGCAAUAGACCGAGAUUUAUCGUGUAUGAGUGUUUAAAAUUGGAUAUCUAUAUAGAAAACUGUGCUAUAAUGUCACGCGCUACAGUCUGUAGUCCACUUUCUACCAAUCUAAACCAGAAAUUUUAUUUUAUUGAAUUCAUGAAUGUUUCAAACGAUUAUAUCGACGAUAAUUUCCAUAUGUUGAAAAAUGUCGUUUGUUGGUGAUUCAAGAUAAAAAAAAAUAUUUUGAGUAUAAUUCUUAGUUGGGGAUAUUUUUAUACGCAUACAUUGAAAUGUUGUCGUAUAUAGCCUUUCCGAUGAUAAUCAUAAAUAAUUGUCAAUUUCGUCAGUACAUUCUGCACUAAAUGCAGAAUAAAUAAAUGUAGGCGUAUAAAAGCACUAUUUAAUCGUAAUUAUCGUAAAACAUGAUAAAUAUCCAGUUUCAAGUAAAAAUGUUAAUCAUGCCUAUCAACAUAAGUAACUGGUCCGUGCUGAAUAUGCCCUUUUUACACAUAUCAUGCAAUCUUCAUUAUCCCGUUACGUUUAGAAAAGUAAGGUGUUCAAUUUCAUUUUAUUUCAUUUCAAAUUUUAAGCUUGUGCGUUGAAUUUGUUUUUGCCAUUUAAAUUAAAUGUGAUAUAUGUUUCCUUCAAAUAUACUUUACAAACCAAUAUUGACAAACAUGUCAGUUUCAUCAAUACAUAUAGAGGAUCUCCUACGAGUGUUUUUUGAUAUCAAAAAAUACCAACACAAGUCGAUAAAGUCAAAAAAACGAGGCUCUGCCGAGUUAUUUUACUUUAUCGACGAGUGUUGAUAUUUUUUGAUAUCAAAAAACACUCGUAGGAGAUUUUUUUAUCACUCAAUCCUGUCUUGCAUGCACAAAUAAAUAAAUGUAAUUCUUUACUAUAGAUUUCACUUGUACUGAACCUGAUUACACUAUGGCGUAGUGAUACACCAUUUUUUGACAGCAAUUCAACCAUUGCAAAGUCCUUUAUAUUGACCCAGUGUUUAAAUGAAAGUCAAUUACAUAAAAAUAGUUCCUUUUUUAAUAAGAAAGAAGUUAUGUUUAAUAAAAAUGAAUUGUUCUUUAAAAAU
Molecule: messenger RNA, 2877 nt
Organism: Patella vulgata (common limpet)
Lineage: Eukaryota; Metazoa; Mollusca; Gastropoda; Patellidae
Product: glutathione S-transferase kappa 1
Exons: 8
Coding region: 265-939 (224 amino acids)
Biological process (GO): glutathione metabolic process
Cellular component (GO): mitochondrion; peroxisome
Molecular function (GO): glutathione transferase activity; glutathione peroxidase activity
Source: RefSeq, a predicted model, not a curated record